GUACAUAGCUAACGUUUGUACGUAGCUGAUAGCUCCAGUGCGUUGGUUGCUGCAGUGUCGUGUCGAGUCAACGUACGUGAGUAAAUAAUAAACCGCGGCGAAGAAAGAUUCGGUUUUAACGAAAUCAGUGAAAAAAUAGAAGCAUUUCGAGGUUACAUAGGCAGCGAACGUUCGUCGUUUCUCCGAAUGCUUCGCGUGCCAGGUCUGAACACGUAAAAAUAACUCGUUCGAGUCGUCCCGAGGGAAAGUGAAACGUUUCUGCGACAUCGUUUUUAACGUCAGAGAAACUUAUGCGUGGAACUCGUCGCGUGGCUGCUGAGAAACAUUCCCGCAGCCGGUGGUGUGCGCGUCGACGGAACGAUUGACAGUCGCAGAUGAAGUUCGACGAACACCGACUUUUCAUUUGUUUUACCGUGAAUUAUCCCGUUUUUUCACGGAACGCCCGGCCAUCCAGAGGUUGUUAAACUUCUAAAUACUCUUCAUAACGAUUUAGUUAUUGUUAACAAUAAAAGAAACAUGAAUGGAUUCAGUACCGGUGAGGAAGACUCCCGUGGAGCCGCUGAUCAAGUUUGUUCCCUCGUCGACGAGGGUGAACGAUGCACCCGGCCAGCAGGCAACGCUUCUUACAGCAAACGUAUACAAAAAACUGUAACGCAACGACGUCUCAAGCUGAAUCUCGACCAAGGGGCACGUCACACGUACAUCUGCGACUACCAUAAGCAAGUGAUUCAAUGCGCGAGGUCGAAACAGCAGCAGCAACGUAGGCGUAAAGAUUCCGAGGAGGAUUCCGGAGAAACAGACAACGACCUCCCAGAAGUCGAUUUGUUUCAAUUACAAGUUGGUACACUAAGGCGGUACAAAAGGCAUUACAAAGUCUCUACGCGUCCAGGUUUAAACAAAGCUCAGUUAGCAGAUACUCUUAUGAAGCAUUUUAAGACCAUCCCAGUUGUUGAAAAAGAGGCACUGAGUUUCUUCAUUUAUACCGUAAAGACGAAUGCCAAUAAAUUGGAUCAGAAGAACGGUUUGAGCAACGACACCACAUAGCCUAGGUUUCCGUCUGACGAGUGUUUUGUUACUGUAAUAUUUUAUUAGUGAGAUCGAGAUACGUGUACGAAUUUUUACUUGUUGAUAGGAGAUAAGUAUUUUGUAAGAUCCAUGUAUAAAACACAAAAACGGAAGAUUAUAUAUGUAUGACAUUAUAUAUUAAACUCGAGUAGACUUACGGUAUUGUUAAUUGA
This is a messenger RNA of Ceratina calcarata, 1238 nucleotides long. It is a transcript of the gene Sap30, whose product is annotated as SIN3-associated polypeptide 30. The record is from RefSeq and is a predicted model, not a curated record. Gene Ontology annotation, cellular component: histone deacetylase complex. The transcript is spliced from 3 exons. Gene Ontology annotation, biological process: regulation of DNA-templated transcription. The coding region runs from base 517 to 1044 and encodes 175 amino acids. NCBI's taxonomy places the organism in Eukaryota, Metazoa, Arthropoda, Insecta, Hymenoptera, Apidae. Gene Ontology annotation, molecular function: transcription coregulator activity; protein binding.